AUGAUAAUCAUCAUCAAGGUCAAUUCAAAACUCCACACAAUCAUGUACGUUUUCCUGAGUCACUUGUCCUUUGUAGAUUUCUGUUAUUCCACCGUAGUUACACCGAAACUGCUGGAGAACUUGGUUGUGGAAGACAGAACCAUCUCUUUCUCAGGCUGCAUCACACAAUUUUGUUUCACUUGCAGUUUUGCAGUGACAGAAACUUUCAUGCUGGCAGCGAUGGCUUAUGACAGUUUUGUGGCUGUUUGUAACCCUUUGCUCUAUACCACUACUAUGUCUCAGAAGCUUUCUGCUCUUCUGGUGGGUGGGUCUUACACAUGGGGUAUAGUGUGUUCCCUGACACUCACAUAUUUUCUUCUUACACUGUCCUAUUGUAAGUCUAGCAUCAUAAAUAAUUUUAUCUGUGACCACUCUGUAAUUAUUUCUGUCUCCUGCUCAGACCCCUAUAUCACCCAGAUGCUAUGUUUUAUUAUUGCUGUAUUCAGUGAGGUGAGCAGCCUGAUGAUUAUUCUCAUGUCAUAUAUACUCAUUUUCAUCACUGUUCUGAAGAUACCUUCUGCAAGUGGGCGCCGGAAAACCUUCUCCACCUGUGCCUCCCACCUGACUGCCAUCACCAUCUUCCAUGGAACCAUCCUUUUCCUUUACUCUGUUCCUAACCCUAAAACUUCUUCGCUUGCAGUUAAAGUGUCUUCUGUGUUUUAUUUUUUA
Messenger RNA from Cynocephalus volans (Philippine flying lemur), 708 nucleotides. RefSeq names its product olfactory receptor 5D13-like. Gene Ontology annotation, cellular component: membrane. The transcript has a single exon. Gene Ontology annotation, biological process: sensory perception of smell; G protein-coupled receptor signaling pathway. The record is from RefSeq and is a predicted model, not a curated record. The annotation marks the transcript as partial. Lineage: Eukaryota; Metazoa; Chordata; Mammalia; Dermoptera; Cynocephalidae. Gene Ontology annotation, molecular function: odorant binding; olfactory receptor activity.